Molecule: messenger RNA, 1017 nt
Organism: Erythranthe guttata (spotted monkey flower)
Lineage: Eukaryota; Viridiplantae; Streptophyta; Magnoliopsida; Lamiales; Phrymaceae
Gene: NCBP
Product: Putative cap-binding protein
Biological process (GO): translational initiation
Cellular component (GO): cytoplasm; eukaryotic translation initiation factor 4F complex
Molecular function (GO): translation initiation factor activity; RNA 7-methylguanosine cap binding
Source: RefSeq, a predicted model, not a curated record
UUCAGAAUUCACAUACAGAAAACGGGAAAAAGGAGAGAGAGAGAGAGAGGAAGUUAGGGCUGGAGAGUUGAUAGCAAGCGAGGAAAUGGAAUUAAAGAAGGAAUUCGACAACACUUAUCAUCAGCCCUUCCCUUCCUCCGACGAAGAUAGAGAACGCGUUGCCCUCGAUCUCAAGGCCGGUCUCCAUCCUCUCAGACAAAAAUUUGUAUUUUGGUACACUCGUCGAACUCCCGGAGUCAGAACUCAGACAUCAUACGAGGACAACAUAAAGAAGAUUGUGGAUUUCAGCUCAGUCGAAGCAUUUUGGGUCAGUUAUUGUCACUUAGCUCGCGCCUCCACAUUGCCGAGCCCAACAGAUUUGCAUCUAUUCAAGGAGGGUAUUCGUCCACUGUGGGAGGACUCUGCCAAUUGCAAUGGCGGAAAAUGGAUUAUUAGAUUCAAGAAGGUUGUGUCGGGGCGUUUUUGGGAGGACCUGGUUCUAGCAUUGGUUGGAGAUCAACUUGAUUAUGGGGAAAACAUUUGCGGGGCAGUACUAAGCAUCCGUUUUAAUGAGGAUAUAUUGAGCGUGUGGAAUCGCAAUGCAUCUGAUCAUCAGGCUGUGAUGGCACUGAGGGAUUCUAUUAAGCGACAUUUAAAGCUCCCGAACAGCUAUGUGAUGGAAUACAAGCCCCAUGAUGCCUCACUAAGAGACAACUCCUCGUAUCGCAACACUUGGUUGAGAGGAUAGGGAAUUUGCCACUGUGGGGGAAAUGAAGUUGCAAUGGAUGCUGUUUUGCUUAUUGCAUUCUAGUAGAGACUUUGUAUGAUCAUCCAAAUGGGCCGACCAGGAAUGAAUGAAAGUUUAAACAGGUUGCAACGUAGUGAUGUUCGUCUAACCACAUGAUCGGCAUGUUUCAUGUUCUGUAUCUCUUUACAUUUUGUUGAUACUUUUCAAACCUAUGAUGUCAUUCCUAUGUUUUACAAGUACUAUGUUAAAUCCAGUAUGUCAUUAAUUUCAUGGGUUUUAGAAUUCAUUAU